UACCCUUCGCUUCACUCUGCUCUGGACUCAAAAGAAAGGAAAUGAUGGCGUUUGCUUCCUCGAUUUACACGUCCAUGGCGGUUCAUUGCUUAUCAUCCUCUCUCCGCCACCGCCUCUUCGUGGGCCAACCCGGCCCCACCCGUCUGAUUCUGCCACGUCACCCUCAAUUCCGCUCUGUUCUCGCUCUCGCUCGCCGCCGAAACCCCAGCUCUUCAACCACCGGCUCUUCGUCUUCGAAGAAAAAGAGGGUAAAGAAAAGUUUGCCUCGUAAGGAUGCUGUGGGCAAGGAUGAUCUAGAUGAUGAUGCCUUUGAGGCACUCUUUAGUCAACUGGAAGAAGAUUUGAAAAAUGAUGACCCCUCCCUGGGUGACGGUGAUGAGGAGAUAAGUGAAGAAGACCUUGCUAGGCUUGAGCAAGAGUUAGCGGAGGUACUGGGAGAUGUUGACAUGGGAAUGUUGAACUCAGCUGCAGACGAUACUGAGAGUGAUAAUGAUGCUGAAGAAGAAGACGAUGAUGAUGAUGAAGAAGAAGAAAAGCCAGUGAAGCUUAGAAAUUGGCAACUUCGAAGAUUGGCUUCAGCUUUAAGAACUGGCCGCCGUAAAACUAGUAUCAAAACUCUUGCUGCUGAGCUUUGUCUUGAUAGGGCUGUUGUUCUUGAAUUGCUACGUGACCCCCCUCCAAAUCUUCUAAUGAUGAGCGCUGCUUUACCAGAUGUACCUGCAUCAACAGUAUCAGUAUCGGUGCCUGAAACCAAACCCGUGGAAAGUAAUCAUAGCAUGACAAGUGUGGAUGCUGCAGAACCUAGUACCAAGGUGCAAGAACCUGUUCAUGUCAUGCAACAUAGGUGGUCUGCUCUAAAGAGACUGAAAAAAGUGCAAGUUGAAACCCUUGAAAGAGUUUAUAGAAGAACAAAGCGCCCUACUAACGCUAUGAUUAGCAGCAUUGUGCAUGUGACGAACUUACCCCGCAAAAGAGUUGUAAAAUGGUUUGAAGACAAACGCUCUGAAGAGGGAGUUCCUGACAAUCGUCUUCCAUAUCAACGGUCUGUUCCUGAAUCUGUUUAGUUCCCGUUAAAAGACUCUGUACAAGUAUGUAACAAGAUUUUGUCCAUCACAUCUGAUAGUGUACAUAUAAAGGCUCUUUUUUUC
Molecule: messenger RNA, 1148 nt
Organism: Corylus avellana
Lineage: Eukaryota; Viridiplantae; Streptophyta; Magnoliopsida; Fagales; Betulaceae
Gene: OCP3
Product: overexpressor of cationic peroxidase 3
Biological process (GO): regulation of transcription by RNA polymerase II
Cellular component (GO): nucleus
Molecular function (GO): DNA binding; DNA-binding transcription factor activity, RNA polymerase II-specific
Source: RefSeq, a predicted model, not a curated record